This is a messenger RNA of Apis florea (little honeybee), 3009 nucleotides long. It is a transcript of the gene 14-3-3epsilon, whose product is annotated as tyrosine 3-monooxygenase/tryptophan 5-monooxygenase activation protein epsilon. The record is from RefSeq and is a predicted model, not a curated record. Lineage: Eukaryota; Metazoa; Arthropoda; Insecta; Hymenoptera; Apidae.
GGUAAAGAAUGACGUCAGGCGUAGUAAUACACGCUAAGAGCGCAUGGCGAGUGGAGCGUCUGCAGAGGCUGCGCGAAGUGGGAACUGCUUUCGAUUGUUGGCGGGCGCCGCCAUCUUGGUCAGUGAGCUUGCGAGUGGCUGUACGACGAGGUGUACGUAUUUCGGUGAAACGAGUAUUUGGUGCGAUUUCCCUGAAAUCUUUCGUCUACCCGUGAAAUCCACAAGCAUCCAAGAUGUCGGAACGGGAGGACAACGUUUAUAAAGCGAAAUUGGCUGAGCAAGCGGAGCGCUAUGACGAAAUGGUCGAGGCGAUGAAGAAGGUCGCCUCGCUGGAUGUGGAGUUAACCGUCGAAGAGAGGAAUCUUCUUUCUGUCGCUUACAAAAAUGUGAUUGGCGCGAGAAGGGCAUCCUGGAGAAUAAUCUCCAGCAUCGAACAAAAGGAGGAGAACAAAGGUGCCGAGCGGAAACUAGAGAUGAUCCGUCAGUACCGAUCUCAGGUUGAAAAAGAGCUGAAAGACAUCUGCGCCGAUAUCCUCGGAGUUUUAGACAAACAUUUGCUCCCAUGUGCAUCUACUGGCGAAUCGAAAGUCUUCUAUUAUAAAAUGAAGGGUGAUUAUCACCGUUACCUUGCUGAAUUCGCCGUUGGCAACGAUAGGAAGGAAGCCGCAGAGAAUUCUUUGGUCGCUUAUAAAGCAGCAAGUGACACCGCCAUGACGGAUCUACCACCAACUCAUCCCAUCCGCUUAGGAUUGGCACUCAACUUUUCCGUGUUCUAUUAUGAGAUUCUCAAUAGCCCUGAUAGAGCAUGUCGUCUUGCGAAGGCAGCCUUUGACGACGCGAUCGCGGAACUAGACACCUUAUCCGAGGAGAGUUACAAAGAUUCUACCCUCAUUAUGCAGCUUCUUAGGGACAAUCUUACUCUAUGGACGUCAGACAUGCAAGGAGACGGGGAGGGCGAACAAAAGGAGCAGUUGCCAGAUGUGGACGAUCAGGACGUAUCGUAACUCUAACUGUAGUGAGUGUUAUAUUGCGUAUAUAAAACUGAAAAAACACAAGAAAGCAAAAAACUCUUAAUAACUUGUAAGCAAACUUGUAAGAAAACAAUUCAGCAGGUGGCAGUUCGGGGUGGGAAGGGGAGAUCUUUAACGAUUGCGUGUUCUAAGCACGCACGUACGGUUAUUCCAAAAAAAAGAAAAUACAAAAAUGAAAAAAAAAAAAAAUAAUCAUUCGAAAUAAUACACACUAAAUUACGAAGCGCGCAGAAAAGUUAUAAAAUAAAAGGACAUACUCAUUACGCAGUUAAUAGAAAAGCUGCAAGAGCAUGUAGAGAGGCAUUAUUCUUUGCCUUCUUUGCGUAUCGAGAAGAAAAAAAAAAAAGAUGCUGUCUCUUUCAGUGUACGAUGUCGAGAAACGUUGAGUUGGCACCGACUGAUGCAGCGCGUAGUAUAUAUUCAAUCAUAGUAAUAAAACCAGAGAAACACGGAAUGAAAAUUUAAAAAAAAAAAAAAAAAAAAAAUAACGACGCUAAUCCAGUCGGAAUAAACUCUCAUUUUUGUUUGCUCCAGCGAGUGAGAACGAAUAGCAUUAUCCUCUCCGCAAUGUUUUAUCAAUAACGAAUUAAUGGCUCGACGUCGAUCGAAAUGCAUAUUGUGUUCGUUUGUUUUCACCCCACCCCCAAUCUCCUCCUCCUCGUCCUCUUCCCCGCUUUUUUACUGCGCGCAUCAUUAUUCUCGCAUACUAUGAUAAAUAACGAUAUUAUUAAUGUAUGCGUGUAAAUCGAGUGUAAAUCAUUCGUUUAUCUAAGGGAUAAACUCGUCUCCUCCAGAGCUGGAGUUACAUGGUUGAUCGACAACUGAUUAAACAGUUAAGAUAGAACCAUGCACCUUCAUCUCUGUUUUCUGUAUAAGAUAUUAUGAAUGUACUUCCGACGAAGUCCCAGUUUGCAAAGCAAGUAAUUUCAUACAUCAUAUACAUAGAUCUUGAGCAUAGGUUCUCUCGUAUAGUUACUUGUAAACUAUUCAAGAACAUGUGCUUACCGCGAAAGCGAUGUAACUUAAAAAAAAAAAAAAAAAUGCAAUAACAUCUUGUCUUAUGUUAAGUCUGGCUUUCGCAGUAUCAAAUUUUAUGUUAAGUCGAAAACAAAUUCUUUUAAUUUUGUGAGUAAGAGAAAAUAUAUAUUCGCUAUUCUCGUCGUAAUAGAUAUUCUUUCAUAUUACCAAUCAGUUGUGUCCCUCUGUGACGAAAGAGUAAUCUGAUCUUCGAAAGAAGGCUGAAAAAAAAAUCAUGGUUGAUAAGCAUUUUUAAUACGAAAAAGAUAAAAAAGGGAAGAGAAAUUAUGUUUCGCAGACAGAAAAUAGCAGGAAACAAGUAACUACCUAGCUAGUCUGUAAUUGUGGUUGUACUUUUUCAUACGCCUCUUCUGUAAACUAUAACGAUCGCUGUGGUAUAACAAAUUACAGAAUAAACAAUUGUAUCCCGACUCGUUCUUCACCCGCGCUCACUUUCGCUAUUAUCACUGUCCUCGAUUCCACUAUAUCUUAGUUGAUCUUAGCCAUACGUCCAUUCACCUUUUUAUCGAUGAACCGUUCCGUCGAUUUUAGCUUACGAAAAGAAAAAAAAAAAAAAAGAAAAAGAAAAAGAAAAAAAAAAGAAAGAAAAAUAAACGGGAAACAUUCCAAUAAAAAACGCCAAGAGAGGCUUCGUUUAUUAAUCUAAUCCGUGAAAUUUGCGCAUUUUGAAUAAAAUAGUUUAGUAAUACAAUAGAAUUAUUUGUUUAUCGAGAUAAAUAUUAUUGGUUGAAAAUUUGUGCGAUAUAAACAAAUUUUUAAACAAAAAGAUCUUUAAGUGCAAUGUUUCUGUAUUCAAGAAUAGGAUAUUAAUAUUUUGCUUGAUGAUUAAAAAUGCAAAGGAAUUAUAUAUACUGCAUAUUUCAAUCAUAACAUUAAGUUUCUGCUUUUCACUGUGUUACAUAUUUCAAAACCAUGCAAUUUUUUUUUCGCGAUUAAAAAA